Messenger RNA from Drosophila subobscura, 1628 nucleotides. Its product is annotated as forkhead box protein P2. The record is from RefSeq and is a predicted model, not a curated record. NCBI's taxonomy places the organism in Eukaryota, Metazoa, Arthropoda, Insecta, Diptera, Drosophilidae. Gene Ontology annotation, cellular component: MLL1 complex; NURF complex. The transcript is spliced from 4 exons. Bases 98 to 1153 code for a protein of 351 amino acids.
CUGUCGGUAUAUUUUAUCGAUAAUUCCGCGGUCACACUGACGCUAAAGCAAAACAGAAAAUUAUAGUAAAAAAUUAGCUAAUUCGACUCAAUCAGCCAUGAACUCGGCAACAAAGGUUGGGGAGAUUUUCACGGCCGCCGGACAAGCUUUCAGCCGAUUGGGCGACCUCACCAUGCAACUGCAUCCAAAUGCCGAAUCCCCGUCCGGUAAGUGGACGGACGAGGAAAUCGACAUGUUGCACUCGUCGAUUAUGCGCUUCUCGGACGACCUUAGCAAAAUCAGUCUUAGCAUUAAGAACCGUACAGUCUCCCAGAUACGGCAAGCCCUGAAGAAGAAGGCCUUCGAGGACGCCGGCAUACCUGCGAAGCAAGUGCCUGUCCAACAGGUGCAACAUGUCAUCCAAACAGUACCCCAGCUGCCGGUCAUCCAGCAGCAGCUGCCGACAGUGACCACCCAGCUUCAGCCGCAGCUCCAGUCCCAUCAGCCCCAGCCUCAAGUAUUCAAGACACAGACUGUGCAGCAACUGCCCCUACAACAGCAGCAGCAGCAACAGCAUCAACAUCAGCCGCAGAACUCGAACAUGGCUGCCAAUAUCCAGCAUGUGCAGCUGGUGACGCAUCCCAAGCAGAUACUCCUACAGCAGCACCAUCAGCAGCAGCAGCAGCAGCUGCCGCAGACAACAACGACGACGGUGACCAUCAAGCAGUUCCAGCAAAUGCAACAGCAAAAGGCGGCAGCCGCAGCCGCGGCAGCAGCAGCAGCGGCAGCCAACACGCCGACAAUCACGGAAAAUAUCAUCAUACAGCAGCCCACAUCAACGACGGCAGCGGCAGUGGCGCAACAGCACCAGACGCAUGCGCAUCCGGUUCAUUCGGUGGCAACGUCCGCGUCGACGCAGAUAAUCGUGCCGUCGGUCACCACAGUAUUGUCGCCGAGCACGGGGCCAGUGGUGGGCACGGUGGCGAUUGCCGACGAUGUGGUUAGUACAACAUCCACCCCCUCAACAUCGGCCAGCACGGGCCUCAAGUGCGGCCCGGAUGUCUCGAUGACACUGAACCGCAUCAACGUGCAGGAGAACGAGGUGGAUGCCGAGGAAUGCCUGCCGGCGGAGGUGGUCAAGCUGGAUUUUGUCAGCGAAGAGGUUGCAGGGUGAGCCCCCAACGCCAGCAGAACGUUCCCCGAACAAGUUGAGGAUUUCUAUUACUAGAUAAGACACCGAAGCAGCUGAAUGGAUCGCCCGAUUCGCCACACAUCUAGUUCGAAAGAAACUCUUUAACAAACGGUACGACCUACCGCCCCAUCCCCCCCUAGACUAAGCCUAAAAUGUUAAGUGUUGUCAUAUUUGAUAUACCUUGAAAUCACUCCAUUUGUUUCCAAAUCGAACCCCUCUGAGCCACUGAGCAAACGACCUCAAACUGAAUUGUGUACAGACGGACAGAUUCUCCCUGCCAGUAUUCUGUUUCGGUUUCUGGCUUAGGUUUGGACCGACACACGGCGGUAGAUAUAUUGAAUACGGAAGCGAGGAAUGCUGCACCUAGAUUUAAACAACAAAAUGCAAGACACAAUAGUGCAAAGUACAUAGCGAUUGUAUAAGAUGAUGAGUGAAAUAAACGAGCAUUAUUUUAAGA